CUGCAGCAGUCUUCCAAAUUUCCAAAUUGGUCGGUCUUUCUGUUAGGCUUGGCUUUCCAGCUCAUAAGCUUUCCUUCUUUUUGUUCUUUCUAAAUAUAUUCUACACUUUGCUCUCUCAUUACUCAUUACAUUUCUUCCUAGCUUAGCUUCUCUCCUUCCACAAUGUCCAUGGAGGUGAAACCCUGAAAGAGGUGGGGGGUGUCUAGGUAAUUUCAGGAUCUAUAGACAGAUUGCUUUCUUUCAGCUCCAGCCCCAGCUCCAGUUCAUUAUAAGAAGGGGAGUCCACCAUCAUAAGCCUGCAGCCUCAUACAGGGGAAAUCCAAAUUUCUGGAUAAACUUAUUUCUUCACAAGUUUGCAAGGUUUCACUUAUUUCUCAGAAUUGGUAUUCCAUUCCAUUUUAACUUAUAUUCUACGAAUGAAUACCAAACAAAAGUGUUCUUUCUUUGAUUCUGUUGUUUGAUUUGCAAAAAUGGAUCCCUUUUAUUGGUAAAGAUAGAUACUUUCUUUAUGGUUUUCUGAUGAAUGUGGAUGUCAACUCAAUUCACAUUUUGGUAUUGAAAUCCUGUUGUUGGGUACUUGUUCUUGUAAAAUGGGCCAAUAGUAGUAAUGCUAUGUUAUUAAUGAUCAAUCAGAAAACCAGGCACAAUUUUGAUGAGGUUUAUGUUUUGCAAGAUUCAUUGUCCUCCCUUUAUUUGCUUUUGUAAGCCUUCCCCUCAUAUAUACACUCCUGGACCACUCAAGCUAGAGAAUACCCCACCUCCAAACCCACAUGUUCCUUCUUCAAAACCUGACGCCUCUGAUCAGUUACCUAAUGACCCUAUUGAGAUCAAGGAAGAGAGCUUAGCUGAGAAUCCAAAACCAGCUGAGAAUUCUCUGAAAAGUAAUCUCAGAAAGCCGGAUUCUUCAGACCCUGCUGCUCCAAAAGACGAGAUGAAGAAGAGAGUGCAGUGGAUGGACUUUGUAGGGAAGGACCUUGUUGAGAUCAGGGAAUUUGAAUGCAGUGAAUUAGAUGACACUGACAACGAAUACGAGAACAGAAGAGGCUGCAUUUGUGUUAUUCUAUGACCAUUCUUCUGCAAAUUCCUGAAGCAAUAAAGCAAUGACAAGAGCAAGAAAUAAAUAUAUGUCUGAAAUUUGAGCAGAGCUGCUUAUGGAGAAUUGAAAUUCCAGUCCAUUUCGCCACUCUGCCAUCUCUCACUUGAUAACUCAAUAGAGUAGCUAGUUAUGUUCUUUAUAUAAUAAUGUUAGCCAGUUUGUUUCUGUUACACGACAACAUUGUCUUUGUUUAGUCAUGAAACUUCAAACAAUUUCUGAAACUUUCUCAA
Molecule: messenger RNA, 1326 nt
Organism: Rosa rugosa (rugosa rose)
Lineage: Eukaryota; Viridiplantae; Streptophyta; Magnoliopsida; Rosales; Rosaceae
Exons: 2
Coding region: 653-1066 (137 amino acids)
Source: RefSeq, a predicted model, not a curated record